Molecule: messenger RNA, 602 nt
Organism: Cylindrotheca closterium
Lineage: Eukaryota; Bacillariophyta; Bacillariophyceae; Bacillariales; Bacillariaceae
Source: the annotation of a GenBank genome assembly
GAACCGUCAAAUCAAACAUCAUGCUGAAGUUUGUGACGAAGGCGAUGGAUAUCAAGCUUCGAGGUGAAGCCAAUUUCACGACUACUCUUGAAGAUCCAAUCGAACUCUUGAAACGUAUUGAACGAUUUAUGAAGAAGAGUGCUGAUGCUGAGUAUGAUUUCUUGGAUUUCUGGGAAGCGAAUCAAAAGUUCUUUGCUAUGAAGCAAGGAACAACCGAAAACUUGAUGCAUUUCAAGGAACGAUUAUUGAGACAGGCUGAAGUCAUGCAAGAUCUAUAUGGCGUUGCCUGGUUCCGAAAUUUUGCAGUCAAGACAAAAGCGUAUGCUGCUAUUGCUAGCACCGAUACUACUGCUAAAGACAAGUUCAAGGAUGAUAUCUUUGAAGCAGUUAUUGCAACAGGAUUUCUGUGCAACUGCGAUCAAACGAGAACAGCUCCUCUGAUGCUGGAUCUUCAGACGAACUAUUGCAGGGAAGUGGAUUAUUAUCCAAAGACGGUCAGCAAAGCACAGUGCUUCCAUCGAGACCUUUGGGUCUUUGCCUUGCUGCUGCAGAUUGAUGGUCUUAUAAGACUUACCAAGCAAGUCAUCAGUGUAAAAAUUUGA